ACUUUUGAUAGCUCUGAUACAGUUUAUGUAGAACCUGAAACGUUAUAUGCCCUUCAGAUUCUCAAGGAGAAUGAUUCCGGUUUGAAUAAGAAAGAUAGCCACCAUUUACAAUCAUUGUUCGGUAUGUUGAACCAAACUCAUUCUGCUUUGGGAUAUAAAAGAUUGAGAAGUUGGUUCUAUGCACCUUUGGCAAACAUCUCCUUGAUUAACAAAAGGUUAAAUACAGUGGAAGUGCUCAUAUCUGAAGAUAAUACUCAAUAUUUGGAGAAUCUCAUGUGCUUUCAAAAACAAUUACCAAAUAUCAAUCAAACAAUAUCAUCAAUUGAAAUGGGUAGACCAAGUGUGAAGAGCUGGUCUCAGAUGGCUUCUUUUUUGAAAUAUGCAAUAGAAAUUUAUGAUGUUGUGGGCUUAAUGAAAGAUAUAGAAUUUGUGGAGGUUUUGCAAAAUAUCUUAACUGAGGUUGAUGUCGAACAACUCCGUAACCUAUGCACAGCUGUUGACUCUGCAAUUGAUUUUGAUCAAUCAAAACAGUGGAAGAGAGUAUAUGUUAGAGAUGGUUUGGUGAAUCAUUUAGAUUGCUGCAGAAAGAACUAUGACCGUCUUGAGACUACUCUCGAAGAAGCGGCUUCAGAAAUAUCUAUACGAUAUCCACAUGUUCCAUCAACUUUUUUGAAUGUGGUUUAUUUACCCCAAGUUGGUUAUUUGAUUUCAAUUGAUAUCACAAAUAGGGACGAAGUUCCAGAAGAAUGGGAAGAAGUGUUUGCUACUGUAACAAAUAUGUACUACAAGGAUGAAUAUACUCACGGAAUGGAUGAUGAAUUAGGUGAUGUCUACCAGCUCAUCAUUGACUUGGAAAUUGAAGUUCUUUAUGAACUACAAAGUGGGAUAUUUGACAGCAUGGAUAUGUUACUUACUGCUGGUGAAUUGUUUGCAGAGCUUGAUUGUUUCAUGUCACUUGCUUCCAUUUCCAUGCUCCAAGGUUAUGUUAAACCAGAAAUUGUGGAUGAAAGUGUCAUUGAAAUUAAAAAUGGUAGAAACCCGAUAUUUGAAAACCUUGUUCCUUCUUAUAUUGCCAACAACACAGACAUCGAGAAACAUCAAUUGUGCAUAGUGACUGGGGCCAAUGGAUCAGGAAAAUCAUUGUACUUAUUACAAGUUGGAAUUAUUGUAUACCUUGCCCACUUAGGAUGCUUUGUUCCAGCCCAAUUUGCUAAGAUUGGCUUGACUGACAAGAUACUUUCAAGAAUCUUUAGUAUGGAAUCUUUGGAGAAGUGUGAAAGCUCAUUUGGACUUGACCUUCAAAAAAUGAGUAAAUGUUUACAGCUAGGGACUGAAAAGAGUCUUUUAUUGAUUGACGAAUUUGGAAAAGGCACCGAUGUUAUUGGCGGUCCAGCUUUAUUAGGUGCUAUUAUUGAAAAUUUAUCUAAUAGUGAAACUCCACCAAGAACGAUUAUUACUACCCAUUUUCAUGAGCUUUUCAAAAAUAACAUCAUUGAACUAUCUUCAAAAGUCAAACACAAUCACAUGUCGGUUAUAUUUCAACAACAAGACGGUGAAGAUAAACUUACUUAUCUUUAUGAAUUGAAGGAUGGACUUGCGUUGAAUAGUUUUGGAAUUGAUUGUGCAAAAGCAUGUGGUAUCCCAAAUAAUAUAAUCACCAGAGCUAAUGAGAUUUUGCGGGAAAGUCAUGAAUCAUUGAUAUCUAGUGUUGAUAGUUCCAAAUAUAGAGAUAUUGAACAGGCUAAAUACAUUGCUAGAGAAUUUUUGACUUGGGACCUUGAAACAGAAGAGUCACAAACAGAGCAAGAGCUUAAAGAACACCUAAACAACACUCUACAUGUCAUCAAUACCCUAUGA
Messenger RNA from Hansenula anomala, 1857 nucleotides. RefSeq names its product MutS family protein MSH5 (gene MSH5). NCBI's taxonomy places the organism in Eukaryota, Fungi, Ascomycota, Saccharomycetes, Phaffomycetales, Wickerhamomycetaceae. The record is from RefSeq and is a predicted model, not a curated record. The transcript is spliced from 3 exons. Gene Ontology annotation, biological process: mismatch repair; chiasma assembly. Gene Ontology annotation, cellular component: nucleus. Gene Ontology annotation, molecular function: ATP-dependent DNA damage sensor activity; ATP binding; mismatched DNA binding. The annotation marks the transcript as partial.